Molecule: messenger RNA, 4353 nt
Organism: Neomonachus schauinslandi (Hawaiian monk seal)
Lineage: Eukaryota; Metazoa; Chordata; Mammalia; Carnivora; Phocidae
Gene: TRIM66
Product: tripartite motif containing 66
Exons: 22
Coding region: 1-4353 (1450 amino acids)
Molecular function (GO): zinc ion binding; protein binding
Source: RefSeq, a predicted model, not a curated record
AUGUCGGCAGCCCAGACGGAAAAGGGAGGCCUUUGCGAAAUCUCGCGAGGCUCAGAGGCUGAAAGCUGUCGCGGAAUCCGCGGCUUGGGGCGCUGUGUGGUGCACGCCGCCGCGGCGCUUUGGCCCUGGAACCCGCUUAGGCCAUCGUAUCUCAGCUCCUCGCCAAACGCCCCAGUUCUGAACCGUCCCCCGCGCCUCGCGUUCUUUGUGGUCUGCUCGGCCCUGGCGGGAGUGGAGCUUGCUCGCUCUACUCGCUGCUUCACACCUGAGGAUAUCACUGGAAGAGCCCCAGGCCCAGACAGGGGCAUGGGUGCCGGUACGGGCAUGAGCUUUAUGGGGCUGCCACUUGUUGACCAGAAACACACGAGUGGUCAGAUGGAGGCCAUGGUACAGACCUGCUCGGUGUGCCUACAGGACCUGGACAAUGUGGGGGCCCGGUUCCUACCCGGCCAGCAUUCGCUCUGUAAAGACUGCUUCCAGGGCUUGGUGCAGGAGCUGAGGCAGGUGGCCAAGGUUCUCGGGACUGUCCCAGAUGAACUCAUCUCCUGUCCUGGGUGUAAGCGAGUGUACCUUACCAGGGAUGUAACUGAACAUUUUUUUCUGUGUGCUUCUACUGGGCGAUCCAAGAUGGCCAGGAACUGCUCCGAGUGCAAGGAGAAGAGGGUGGCGCACAUCCUGUGCACCUACUGCAACCGCUGGCUGUGCAGCUCGUGCACCGAGGAACACCGGCACAGCCCUGCCCCCGGGGGCCCGCUCUUUUCCCGGGCCCACAAGGGACCGCCAGGAGUGAGUGGUGGUUCCGGAGACUUCGCCUUGUACUGUCCUCUACACACACAGGAAGUGCUCAAGCUAUUCUGCGAGACCUGUGAUGUGCUUACGUGCCAUAGCUGCCUCAUGGUGGAUCACAAGGAACACAGGUGCAGACAUCUUGAAGAAGUUUUGCAAAACCAGAGGAUGCUUCUAGAAAGUGUGACUACACAGGUGGCUCAUAAGAAAUCUAGUCUACAGACAUCUGCAAAACAAAUUGAGGACAGGAUUUUUGAGGUGAAGCAUCAACACAGGAAGGUGGAAAACCAAAUCAAAAUGGCCAAGAUGGUUCUGAUGAAUGAGCUGAACAAACAGGCCAACGGGCUCAUAGAGGAGUUGGAGGGCAUUACUAAUGAGAGAAAGCGGAAGCUGGAACAGCAGUUACAGAGCAUCAUGGUUCUCAACCGUCAGUUUGAACAUGUGCAGAACUUCAUCAAUUGGGCUGUCUGCAGCAAAACCAGUGUCCCUUUCCUGUUCAGCAAAGAGCUGAUUGUGUUUCAGAUGCAGCGAUUGCUGGAGACAAACUGUAACACAGAUCCGGGCUCCCCCUGGAGUAUCAGAUUCACCUGGGAGCCUAACUUCUGGACCAAGCAGCUGGCUUCCCUUGGCUGUAUAACUACUGAAGGUGGACAGCUGUCCCGGGCAGAUACUCCUGCUUAUGGAGGCUUACAGGGACCGUCAUCCUUUUAUCAAAGCCACCAGUCCCCAGUGGCUCCGCAAGAGACUCUUAGCCACCCCUCGCACAAGUUCCAGUCUCCAGCACUGUGUUCUUCCUCUGCGUGCUGCUCCCACUGCUCCCCAGCCUCGCCCUCCCUCAAAGGCCAGGUCCCCCCACCCAGCAUACACCCAGCCCACGGCUUCAGGCAGCCCCCUGAGAUGGCACUGCAGCAACUGGGGUCUCUGCAGUGCUCUCCCCUGCUGCCCAGGGAGAAGGAGCUGGCUUGCAAUCCUCAGCCCCCAAAGCUGAUGCAGCCCUGGCUGGAAAGCCAGCCACCCGGGGAGCACGAGAACCCAGCCCAGCGGCUCGGGCCGCAGCUGACUUCCCAGCCCAUAUGCAUCGUGCCCCCACAGGAUGUUCAGCAAGGGGCCCAUGCCCAGCCCCCCUUGCAGACCCCCUCUAUCCAAGUGCAGUUCGGCCACCACCAGAAGCUGAAGCUCAGCCACUUCCAGCAGCCGCCGCCGCAGCAGCUGCCCCCCCUGCCCCCUCCGCCACCUCCACCCCAGCAGCCGCCGCCACCUCUACCUCCGCCCCAGCAGCCGGCUUCGAGUCAGCGUGGCAGCCCUCCUGGGCCUGCCUGUUCCCAGAACGUGGAUAUAAUGCACCACAAAUUUGAGCUGGAGGAGAUGCAGAAGGACCUGGAGCUUCUCCUUCAGGCUCAACAGCCCAGCCUACAACUGAGCCAGACCAAAUCCCCUCAGCAUCUUCAGCAAACCAUUGUGGGGCAGAUCAACUACAUUGUGAGGCAGCCAGCGCCCGUCCAGUCCCAGAGCCAAGAGGAUGCUGUGCAGGCUUCAGAGGAGCCCCCAGCAUCGGAAGGCCCAAAGCCAGCUCUCCCUCUUGACAAGAAUACGGCUGCUAGCUCGCCCCAGGCGCCUGGGGAGGAAACCGCUCCCGGUGCACCCGCACUGGACGGCACCAUUCGGCACCCCUCUCCGAAUGUGGUGAGAAAGCAUUCCACUUCAGUGAGCAUCAUGGGCUUUUCCAACACGCUGGAGAUGGAGCUGUCAUCUACCAGGCUGGCAAGGACCCUAGAGCCACAGAUCCAGAGCGUGAGCAGCCUGACUGCUGCCCCUUCCCACAUGGUCCCAAGCCUGCUGAGCGGCACGCCCACAACUGUGUCCGGCCUGAUGAGCGGUCAAAACCAGGCUAUGCCCAGCCUGACAGUCAGUCAUCUGCAGACCAUACCCAGCCUCGUACGCAGCGUACCCCAGCCCAUGCCCAGUCUGAUGAGUGAUUCCUCCCAGGCCAUCCCAAGCCUAGGAAGUAAUCACUUGCCGGCCAGGCCCAACCCGAUGUCCGGUCUCACCCAGACUGUGCCGAGUCUGGCGACUUGUCCUCUGCAGAGCAUGCCUCCAGCAGCUGACAUGCAACCGGAAAGUGGUUCCAGCUGCAGUCCAGGCUCUGGCCGAGCUGGAGGGAGCCUGUGCCCUGCAGAUGGGGCUGACCCCUCUCUUGGGAAUGCCCUGUGUAAGAUGGAAAGUGAGGAUUCUACCCGCUUCACUGACUCUCUGGGACAAGACCCCACAACCCCGGGUCUGGAGGUUUCCAAGGAUGUGGCUAUGCCUGCAGAACUGGAGGAGCCAAUUAACCUCUGUGUGAAGAAACCUCCACUGGCGCCAGCGGUCAGCACAUCCAUGGCUCUGCAGCAGUACCAGAACCCAAAAGAGCAUGAGAGUUUUGAGCAAGGAGCCCUGGAGCUGGAUGCAAAAGAGAACCAGAGUAUCAGGCCCUUCAGUAGUGAGCCUAAGAUUCCCUACGUGCGGCUGGAGCGGCUCAAGAUCUGUGCGGCCUCCUCAGGAGAGAUGCCGGUGUUCAAGUUGAAGCCCCAGAAGAAUGAGCAGGAUGGGAGCUUCCUGCUGAUCAUUGAGUGCGGCACUGAGUCCUCCAGCAUGUCCAUUAAGGUCAGCCAGAACAACCUGCCUAAUGCCGUCCAGGCCCCAAGUCUGGGGGGAAGAAAGGUCACUGUCACUUCUCUGGCUGGGCAGCAGCCCCCAGAGGCGGAGGGCGCAUCUCCUGAGGAACAAAGACUCAUUCCUCGGACCCCUGGAGCCAAGAAGGGGCCCCCAGUACCCAUAGAGAACGAGGACUUCUGCGCCGUGUGCCUCAAUGGGGGGGAGUUGCUGUGCUGUGAUCGCUGCCCCAAAGUGUUCCACCUCUCCUGCCACCUGCCAGCCUUGCUCGGCUUCCCGGGGGGAGAUUGGGUGUGUACCUUGUGCCGCAGCCUGACCCAGCCCGAGAUGGAAUACGACUGUGAGAAUGCCCGCUAUUGCCAGCCUGGGAUGCGGGCCACCCCUGGCCUGAGCGUCUGUGACCAGAAGAAGUGUGAAAAGCUGGUCCUGUCCUUGUGCUGCAAUAGCCUCAGCCUGCCCUUCCACGAGCCCGUUAGCCCACUGGCCCGGCAUUACUACCAGAUUAUCAAGAGGCCCAUGGACCUAUCGAUCAUCCGGAGGAAGCUGCAAAAGAAGGACCCAGCUCACUACACCACCCCGGAGGAGGUGGUGUCCGACGUCCGCCUCAUGUUCUGGAACUGUGCGAAGUUCAAUUAUCCUGACUCAGAAGUUGCGGAGGCCGGCCGCUGCCUGGAAGUGUUCUUUGAGGGCUGGUUGAAGGAGAUCUACCCGGACAAACGUUUUGCCCAGCCAAGGCAGGAGGACUCAGACUCCGAGGAGGUGUCUAGCGAGAGUGGGUAUUCCACUCCCCAGGGCUUCCCAUGGCCCCCCUAUGUGCAGGAGGGCAUCCAGCCCAAGAGGCGGCGGCGACAUAUGGAGAACGAAAGAGCAAAACGAAUGUCUUUCCGCCUGGCCAGCAGUGUCUCCCAGGUGUGA